AUGGUGAAAGGACCAGAGGGCAUGACGUAUGUGGAGCAGCUGAGGACACUGGGUUUGUUCAGCUUAGAGAAGAGGAGGCUGAGGGUUGGCCUCAUUGCUGUCUACACCUUCCUCAUGAAGGAGAGCGGAGAGGGAGACGAGCAGGAGGAGAAGGAUCAAGUACCAGACCAAGCACGACACAUCUAUCUUUUCCAGCGCACCAGUGGUGCUCUCUGCACCUGCAAGCACAAAGCUGUCAAGAAAAUCAUCAUGAGGAUUAUCCUUCCGGCUGUGGCAUUCAGAGACAUCCUGCACAACGUGUAUGCAAAGCUGCAUGACUGCAUCGGCUGUGCCAUUCACA
Cariama cristata (Red-legged seriema) is the source of this 340-nucleotide messenger RNA. It is a transcript of the gene RPS26, whose product is annotated as ribosomal protein S26. The record is from RefSeq and is a predicted model, not a curated record. The annotation marks the transcript as partial. Lineage: Eukaryota; Metazoa; Chordata; Aves; Cariamiformes; Cariamidae. The transcript is spliced from 2 exons.